Acipenser ruthenus (sterlet) is the source of this 3164-nucleotide messenger RNA. Its product is annotated as tripartite motif-containing protein 16-like protein. The record is from RefSeq and is a predicted model, not a curated record. The coding region runs from base 469 to 2136 and encodes 555 amino acids. Gene Ontology annotation, molecular function: protein binding; zinc ion binding. The transcript has 7 exons. Lineage: Eukaryota; Metazoa; Chordata; Actinopteri; Acipenseriformes; Acipenseridae.
CGAGACUGUUAUGCGGUUCCAUCCCAAAAAACGGGCUUGUGUCAUACCUCCUCUACAAAAGGAAACUAAUAACUGUGCUGUAUUUACUUGUUUUGUAGAAAGAAAAGAUCUCUUCUAACUCCAGGAUUUCACUUGGAAACCCAUCUUGUGUCUGGAACAGGGUAUUUACAGAACUCUUUCAAGGCUGGAGUUCCAUCCUUAUUCUAAACCUCUGCAGAACUAGAUCACAACAGCAUUCUGUUUGUAUUCUAACAGUGCCAUUCUCAAGCUCCAGUCCAUUUCCCAACUCUCUCCUCUCUGCCCCUCUCACAUUGUUUCAGCACCUUCUGCUCAGCCAGCUUAUCUGAACUUGACCUCAGUUCAAACUCCUGCCUCUUAGAGUUUUAUAUAACUCUUGGAAUUCAGAUUACCCAAAGUUAAGUUUAGUUUGUUGUGAAAUCGUCAGUCUCUCUUCCUUACUGUAGCAAGAUGGCUUCAAACUUGUGGUCAGAGGAUCAGUUUAGCUGUCCAGUGUGUCUGGAGAUAUUGAAGGACCCAGUCACUACAGCAUGUGGACACAGUUACUGUAUGGGGUGUAUUAAGAACUACUGGGAUCAGACUGAUCAUACAGGUGUCUACAGCUGCCCCCAGUGCAGAGAGACCUUUACCCCAAGGCCUGUUCUGCGCAGAAACACCAUGCUGGCUGAAGUUGUGGAAAAAUUAAAGAAGACAGGACUCAAUCCUCCUCCUACUCAAAGUUAUGCUGGACCUGGAGAUGUGCCGUGUGAUUUCUGCACUGGGAGAAAGUUCAAAGCUGUGAAAUCCUGUUUGACGUGCCUGGCCUCUUUCUGUGAAACACACGUCAAGCCACACUAUGAGGUUACUCCAUUAAAGAGGCACAAGCUGGUCAAUGCAAUUGGAAAUCUGGAGCAGAAGCUUUGUGCUGAACACCAGAAGGUUUUGGACAUCUUCUGUAGAACCGAUCAGACGUGUGUUUGUGUGUUGUGUAUUGACAAGGAGCACAAGAGCCAUGAUACAGUCUCAGCUGAGGCAGAACGGACUGUGAAACAGAAGCAGCUGGGAGAGACACAGACAGAAAUACAGCAGAGAAUCCAGGAGAGACUGAAAGAAGUGGAGGAUCUGAAACAGGCUGUGGAGUCACUGAAAAGAUGUGCACAGAGAGAAAUGCAGGAAAGUGGGAAGAUCUUUUCUGAGCUGAUCCAAUCCAUUGAGAAGAUCCACACUGAGGUUAUUGAGCUGAUUGGAGCUAACGAGAAGGCUGCAGUGAAUCAGGCUGAAGGACUCAUGAAGAAACUGGAGCAGGAGAUUGCUGAGCUAAGGAGGAGAAACGCUGAGCUGAAAGAGCUUUCAGAGACAGAGGAUCACAUCCAUUUUCUACAGAAUUUCCAGUCUCUCUGUGCCCCUCUUGAAGCUGGAGACUUACCCAGCGUUACUGUCAAUACAGACAUCUCUUUUGGAGCUGUGAGGAAAGCUGUAUCUGAACUUAAAGACCAUAUUGAGGACUUCUUCACAGGGGAAUUAGUCAAAAUAACCAAAACAGUGAAUGAAGUUGCUGUUUAUAGUCUGCAGGCUCCAGAGCCAAGGAACAGAGCUGAGUUUAUAAACUAUUCCUGUCAGCUCACACUGGACCCCAACACAGCGCAUCAAGAUCUCUGUCUUUCUGAAGGGAACACAAAGGUGACACUGAGGGGAAAGACCCAGCCAUAUCUUGAUCACCCAGAGAGAUUUGACUACUGGAUCCAAGUGCUUUGCAAAGAGGGUUUGUCUGGGACUCGCUGUUACUGGGAGAUUGAGUGGAGUGGGGAAGGGGCUUCUAUAGGUGUCGCGUAUAAAGGAAUCGGCAGGAAAGGAGAUGAUGAUUCCUUUGCCCUUGGAUUCAAUGACAAGUCCUGGAGUUUGGAGUGCGAUGAUUCCAGUUACACUGCUUGGCACAAUAACAAUAAAACUGACAUAAGUGCCCCCCACUCCCCCAGAAUAGGAGUGUUUCUGGACUUUAAUGCCGGCACUCUGUCAUUUUAUGGAGUCUCUGACACAAUGAUCCUCCUGCACAGAUUCCAAACCACAUUCACUGAGCCGCUCUAUCCUGGGUUUUGUCUUGAUUAUGAUUCCCCUGUAACAAUCUGCCAGCUGAACUAGACUGUUUCAUGUUUUAAGAAAACCUUCGUGGUGAACUCCCUGUCUGUCCUCUCCACUCCUCGGGUGAAGGGAAUGUUCAAUCUGACACAACUUUGGGUGAAAGUUAGGGGGUAAAAUAGCACCACCUGCAGAGUGAAACAAGGUGAAUUAUUUGUUUUUCACUUGGGGCCAAGGCAACCUCAUUUUUACUGUUUAAUCUGUUAGGUUAGUGUUUCUGUAAUUGUAAACACUCACAACUGGACAGGUGUUUAAGCAAAAAAUGUUCAAUAUGUCCUGAGUAUUUAUUGAUUGCAAAUACAUAAAGAGAAUCAAGUGGCAAACUUAGUUGGCAUCUCUGCACAGUGCUAGAAUUCCCACAGCAAGUACUGAUAAGUAUCUCUUAAGGUGAUUGUAGCUAACUAAAUAAUUCCAUAAUGUGUACCUAUAUUGCAUUUCCAUUGGCUACAUAGGUCACAAAUGUGCAGGUUUGAAAAACAUGAGAUCUGGUGCUACUUUAGGUUAAAGAAAGUUCUCAGUUUCUAUGCCUUAUUCUCAUGGUGCAUGUUUAUUAUACUAGGUGUUUCUUUCAACACUGCACAUUUGAGACCUAUAUAGCGAAUGGAAGUGCACAGCAGCUGAGAUUCAUGGGAUUAUUUUGUCAGCUCCAAUCCCUAUCAAUGUGAGGUCUUGUAAAUAGCAGCUCACAAUACUUGCCAUGUCCAAGGCAUGUCAAUAUAGUUUCUAGCAAAUUCCUGUAUACAGUAGAAUCCUGUUAGCUGAAUAGUGUUUGAACUUGUUGCUGGAAUCUAUGGUAACACUUUAUAUGAUGGUAUCAUUUUUAAAUAGUUUAUUCACAUGUUAUAGAUGCUUAAGAUGUUAUAAUGUUUUUAUAAUACUUUAUAGAACAAGUAAUACAGGGUAGUAACACUGUUUACUAAUGUGUUAUAAAUACUUAAUAGAUAAGAAAUCUGCAGUUAAUUAAAAUAUAAAACUAUAUUAGCUGUAAACACAUUUAGACAAAUCACAUUAAACAAAAAUUAUUUACACUA